GAUGGGCUGGCCAGAAGAGAUGACAGCAUGUUCUCCAAGCCUCGCUGUGAAACUACAAGCUCCAUCACCACAGGACCUUUAUCUCCGUGUCCUGGAUCUGACCGGAGUCCACGUUCUCUGCUUGGUCGUCCUCGCAGGCUACGCAUUUAUGAUAAUUCAAAGCAAAGGCGUAUAGAGAAAUGGGAGAUGUUGCUAGAAAAGAGGCCGUUACGUGUCCAGUCUGCACGUUGUUCGAGGCGGACUGAGAACAAACUUAAUGGCGUUUCAACAUCACAGCAGUAUUUUAAACUGGAUGUGCCGAAGUGGAGUGAUUAUUUUCCUACACCUUCUGACAAGAAGAAAAUGGCAGCUUCUCCAGUUGACCCGAGAUCUUCAUCCGAAGUCAAGCCCGUACCUGCACAAAAGCGUGGUCAUGUCGUAAAAUUUUGCUUUGUUCCCGCUCCUAUCGUUGUUUCAGACAGAUCCUCCUCCCUCGUCGACAUACCGGUUGGCAUGCCUGUGGUAAGAACCCUGGUGAUUGGUGACUCUACUUUGAAACGAGUGCAAGUAGAGACACCAGGCACCAUGGUUAAUUGUAUACGGGGUGCCAGAGCGUCUGACAUCAAAUCUAAACUUAAUGUCUUGGCUAAUAACAAGCGUAGAUUUAAUAGAAUUAUUAUACAGGUAGGCAUUAAUGAGGUUCAACUCCGUCAGUCGGAGAUAAGCAAAAUUAAUAUUAAAGAGGUGUGUGACCUCGCCAAAACUAUGUCAGACACCGUAAUAUGCUCUGGCCCCAUCCCCUCUUAUUGGGGUGAUGAAUUAUAUAGUAGAUUAUCGGCACUGCAUGAUUGGAUGUGCGAGUGGUGCCCACAGAAUAAUUUAGGUUUCAUUGAUAAUUGGAAGUAUUUUUGCAUGAGACCUGACCUGUUUUGGGAAGAUGGUCUUUAUCCCAACAGCGACGGCACUGCUAUCCUCUCAAAAAACCUGACGGAUAGCAUAAAUAGUGCUGAUGUCUAAUUAUAGAAUCAGACAAAUAUAAUAUACAUUUAUACAGUAUAUAUAUAUAUAUAUAAUGUAGAGUUUUAGACCAUGCAAGUCACGUUUGGUGGGAACACUCAGUUAAGGGUUAGAUUAAGUCACAUAAGGGUUAAGGUUAGCAUAAGGGUUAGGUUUAGGUACUUAAUGGUUAAGGUUAACUUAAGGGUUAGGCUUGGGUACUUAAGGGUUAAUGUUAGCAGGUAACGGUUAGGUAUUUAAGGAUUAAGGUUAGUUUAAGGCUAAGGUUGGCCACAUAAUGGUUACGGUUAGCUUAAGGGUAAGAUUGGGUACUUAAGGGUUAAUGUUAGCAGGUAAUGGUUAGGUACUUAAGGAUUAAGGUUAUUUUAAGGGUAAGAUUGGGUACUUAAGGGUUAAUGUUAGCAGGUAAUGGUUAGGUACUUAAGGAUUAAGGUUAUCUUAAGGGUAAGAUUGGGUACUUAAGGGUUAAUGUUAGCAGGUAAUGGUUAGGUACUUAAGGAUUAAGGUUAUUUUAAGGGUAAGAUUGGGUACUUAAGGGUUAAUGUUAGCAGGUAAUGGUUAGGUACUUAAGGAUUAAGGUUAUCUUAAGGGUAAGAUUGGGUACUUAAGGGUUAAUGUUAGCAGGUAACGGUUAGGUACUUAAGGAUUAAGGUUAGUUUAAGGCUAAGGUUGGGUACAUAAUGGUUACGGUUAUUUUAAGGAUUAGGUUGGGUACUUAAUGGUUAAGGUUCGCUUAAGGGUAACGUUGGGAGCUUAUGGGUAAGGUUGGGUACUUAAUGGUUGAGGUUCGCUUGAGGGUAACGUUGGGUACUUACUGGUUAAGGUUAGUUUAAGGGUAACGUUGGGUACUUACUGGUUAAGGUUAGUUUAAGGGUAACGUUGGGUACUUACUGGUUAAGGUUAGUUUAAGGGUUACGUUGGGUACUAAAUGGUUAAGGUUAGUUUAAGGGUUACGUUGGGUACUUAAUGGUUAAGGUUAGUUUAAGGGUUACGUUGGGUACUUAAUGGUUAAGGUUAGUUUAAGGGUUACGUUGGGUAUUUAAUGGUUAAGGUUAGUUUAAGGGUAAGGAUGGGUACUUAAUGGUUAAGGUUAGUUUAAGGGUUACGUUGGGUACUUAAUGGUUAAGGUUAGUUUAAGGUUAAGGAUGGGUACUUAAUGGUUAAGGUUAGUUUAAGUGUAAGGUUGGGUACUUAAUGGUUAAGGUUUGUUUAAGGGUAAGGUUGGGUACUUAAUGGUUAAGGUUAGUUUAAGGGUUACGUUGGGUAUUUAAUGGUUAAGGUCAGUUUAAGGGUAAGGUUGGGUACUUAAUGGUUAAGGUUAGUGUAAGGGUAAGGUUGGAUGCUUAAUGGUUAAGGUUAGUUUAAGGAUAACGUUGGUUACUUAAUGGUUAAGGUUAUCUUAAGGGUAAUGUUGGGUCCUUAAUGGUUAAGGUUAGCUUAAGGGUAACGUUGGGUCCUUAAUGGUUAAGGUUAGUUUAAGGGUAACGCUUGGGUACUUAAUGGUUAAGGUUAGUUUAAGGCUAAGUUUGGGUACUUAAUGGUUAAGGUUAGUUUAAGGGUAAGGUUUAGUGUAGGGUUGCACCAGCCAUUCAUAAGUUCUUUCUUAAAUGAGAACGUAAAGUCCACACUAGAGGCUUAGUAACUACUAGCUAGUUUAUAGUUUUCCUUACGUUAUUCGAUUGCACCAUUCGCUCUUAAGGCAGAAUGUAGCUAGUAGUUCAUAAGCUCUCCGUAAAGUAAUGCAUAGUCGCAUAAUAUGACGUUUACCUUCAAUAGUCCAAUAGCAGCCUUUAAAUUGGUGAGAAAAAGUUCUUCACAUAAUAACGGUAAAAUAAGUUUUGAUUAAAUAUAAUCCUACCUAAUCUUGAAUAACACAGGAUGGCCUAUUUUAUUAAAUAUUUUAAGUUAAACAAACAAAAAAAAAAAAUGCUGAUUAAAAAUAAUAAAACUUUAAAAAUCAUAAUAAAUUACAUGUAAUACGGGUGAUUUCAUUUUACUGCCAACCGCCAAAAAAAUAAAGAUAAUUUUAUUUUGACAUGCACAACACAGGCAGAUGGAUGCCCACACAGAGGCGCUCUAGUACUGGUUCUCGUUAGAAACGCUAAUACAGUAAUCUCAUCACAUAAUGUUCUCUGUUUUAAAGGUGCGUGACUAAACAUAUAUGAUAAUGCUGACAUUUUCAAAGUAUUGAACAAUGUCUAGUGAAACUACAGUUUAUUUAGUUCAGUGAGUCUGCAGUUUUAUCCUACAGUUACUCAUGGCUUCCAUAAAUAUUUAGUUUAUACGUAAUGUUACACUUCAACUAAGUUAAAUGGUGCAACUCAAAAAUAUUUAGUGCGUAAAUUGUAACAAACUCUGUGCCCAUUUAAGUCAAAACUAGGCUAAGUUGUAACUUGCACACAGCUGGUGCAACCGGCCAAAACAAUGGCACUGAUGUAUUUUAAGAUAUUUCUGGGCAAGUUAUAUUCAGUUAAAACGGAUCACACAUUUAUUUUAGUCGGGGACUAGCCUUAAUUAGCUUCACAAGGCGUCUGUGAAAUUGGGCCUAUAACAAUAAAAUUGGUCAGUGAUGUAUAAGACUACUAAUUAAAUACUAAUUAAGACCGCUAAUCAAAUUGUAAACAUUUGAAAAACUCCAAAAUGAGAAGUGGAGGAUUCGAGAAGUGGCUGACAUUGUGAUGUUAUUACAUUUAUAUAAAACCGGCUCCCAUUACAGAGGAUGCAAGCUUUAUAUCAAAAACUGCAACCAAUACAAUAAGGGUCCAUGAUUAAUUAAGCACUAAUAUCUGAAUAAAUUCCUCCUUCCAUAUGAACCAGUGAUUAGUGGAGGUAUCAAGAACUAAUAAAGAGCUAAUCUGGGCUAGUUGUACACUACUAUAGCUUCAUUACAUCCAAACACAGACUACAGUUCCUGAUCUUUAACGUCAUUUACUUUAAUCAUAGACCUGUAGAAAGUCAUGACAUAAGGAUGCAUUAACAGGUUAUGAGCGGAUGUUAGUAGUAAAGAUUAAGAUUAUUCUGUCGCCCCCUCUAGUGGACAGCAUUACUGCAUUUAUUGCUCGGAUAACAUCAAUCAAAAUGAUUUAUUCGAGUAUAAACACCCUUUUUAAGAAAAUAAAAAGUUGGAAAAAAUAUAGCAAUGCGGGUCAGAUUCGUUUGAAGGACUGAGCCGAGUUUGGUAAAGCUUAAAACUCUUGAAGACGUUCGAGUCAAUUAAUCAAUCAUUUAAAUAAGUAAAUAGGUUUUCUCAAGCCAACAUAACUAGGAAGCCUCGGAACAACCAAAACAUCAGCCAAUUCAGUAUGUAAUAAAAGUAUUACAAAUUUAAGGCAUACCGUUACUCUCCGACCAAAGGGCUUUUCAUUAUCACCGACUAAAAGACGAGAGGGAUUGUUACAGACAUACUAUCUUGAUCGUGUUUAGCCUACAGUACUGUAUAUAAUCAUAGCAAAUAAGAUUAAAAAAAACGUUUUAUAUUUAUCAAUGGAGCAAAAUUUUGUUAUAUUUAUGCUAUAUAGAAAUGGAAAUAUCAGUGCCAACAUACUGUAGCUCAUAUUGAAGCUACAGUAGUCCCACUCUCGGUUGUUGCAAAUAAACAUUAUUUUAAUAAAUAA
Triplophysa rosa is the source of this 4610-nucleotide messenger RNA. RefSeq lists its product as uncharacterized. The record is from RefSeq and is a predicted model, not a curated record. The transcript has 4 exons. The coding region runs from base 28 to 996 and encodes 322 amino acids. Lineage: Eukaryota; Metazoa; Chordata; Actinopteri; Cypriniformes; Nemacheilidae.